AUGUCUUACAACAAUAAUAGAUCAGAUGGAUUCAAUUCAUACGGUAGACCAGGUGGAAGAGGUGGUUUCCGUGGUAAUGGUGGUGGAUACGGUGGCCGUGGUGGUGGCCGUUUCGGAGGUGGAAAUAGAUAUGAUGAAAGAGUUGAGUUGACUACACCAGAAUGGGAUUUAGAUACCUUACCAAAGUUCGAAAAGAACUUUUAUCAAGAGAACCCUGCUGUUACAGCUCGCUCUGCUCAAGAAGUUGAUCAAUUUAGAAAAGAGCAUGAGAUGACUUGCUUAGGAGACAAUAUUCCUAAACCAAUCACUACCUUUGAUGAGGCAGGAUUUCCAGACUAUGUUUUGAGGGAGGUUAAAGAACAAGGCUUUCCCCUGCCAACCGCCAUUCAAUGUCAAGGAUGGCCAAUGGCUUUGAGUGGUAGAGAUAUGAUAGGUAUCGCAGCUACGGGGUCAGGUAAAACAUUAUCAUAUUGUUUACCUGCUAUUGUUCAUAUUAAUGCUCAACCGUUACUUAGUCCUGGAGAUGGACCCAUUGUCCUUGUUUUGGCUCCAACUAGAGAAUUAGCUGUUCAAAUUCAACAGGAAUGUUCCAAAUUUGGUGCCUCGUCUAGAAUAAGAAACACCUGUAUUUACGGUGGUGCUCCAAAAGGUCAACAAAUAAGGGAUUUAGCAAGAGGUGUUGAAAUUUGUAUCGCAACACCUGGAAGGUUGAUCGAUAUGUUGGAAACUAAUAAGACUAAUUUAAGGAGAGUUACUUAUUUGGUUUUAGAUGAAGCCGAUCGUAUGUUGGAUAUGGGAUUCGAACCUCAAAUCAGGAAAAUUGUUGACCAGAUCAGACCAGACAGGCAAACUUUAAUGUGGUCUGCAACCUGGCCCAAGGAGGUUCAAAACUUGACUAGAGAUUAUUUGAAUAACCCCAUUCAAGUUACUAUUGGAUCUCUUGAGUUAUCGGCUUCUCACACUAUCACUCAGAUUGUUGAAGUUGUUUCUGAAUUUGAAAAGCGUGAUCGUUUGGUAAAACAUUUGGAAACAGCAACUAGUGAUCCUGAAGCCAAAAUAUUAAUCUUUGCUUCCACAAAAAGAACCUGUGAUGAAAUAACCAGUUACUUAAGAGCAGACGGAUGGCCAGCAUUAGCAAUUCAUGGUGACAAGCAACAAAAUGAAAGAGAUUGGGUUUUGAGAGAAUUCAGAUCAGGUAAAUCACCAAUUAUGGUAGCAACUGAUGUUGCGGCAAGAGGAAUCGGUAAGUAUUUUUUUUUUGAGAUCCAUUUUUACUAA
Messenger RNA from Priceomyces carsonii, 1278 nucleotides. RefSeq lists its product as uncharacterized. Gene Ontology annotation, molecular function: RNA binding; ATP binding; RNA helicase activity. Gene Ontology annotation, biological process: rRNA processing. Bases 1 to 1278 code for a protein of 425 amino acids. The record is from RefSeq and is a predicted model, not a curated record. NCBI's taxonomy places the organism in Eukaryota, Fungi, Ascomycota, Pichiomycetes, Serinales, Debaryomycetaceae. The transcript has a single exon. Gene Ontology annotation, cellular component: nucleus; ribonucleoprotein complex; cytoplasm.